AAGCUCCAGGAGUUCGAUUCCCUGGAUGAGGGUAUCAGUGGAAUCCUCAGAUUGAAGGUGACACUCAGACCGCAACAAACGCUUUAUUUGACUCGUGUACCGACAUUCUUUUUCAUUAUUUUUUUUUUUAAUUGAAAUACGAGAGUGGUACUUCCUGAACUCGUUUGCUCCUGGAUAGAACCCGGGAUAUGAGCUACACCGAACCGUUGUGGGAGAUCAAUGGAAAUCAAGCACCAGUGAUUACAGCGGAUAUGUCGCAGUACGUCAGCGGCGAACUCGGAAGCUACCCGAUGUGGGACAGUUCUGUCUUAUACCAAGCACCACCUCCUUCGCACUCUCAUGUAAACGAACACGGAUUAUAUAGACAACCCUGUGCAUUAUUACAUCAAAGUCGUUACACGCCUAAUGGUAGAUCUCCGAAUCUCCCAUCGUCCACCACAAAGAAACCAAGGCGUCGCGUGGCGACUGUUUCGCAAAGAAGAGCAGCAAACAUCCGUGAGAGGCGCAGAAUGUUCAAUUUAAACGAAGCUUUCGACAAGUUACGCAGAAAAGUGCCAACUUUUGCUUACGAAAAACGACUCUCGAGGAUUGAGACUUUGCGCUUGGCCAUCACUUACAUUGCAUUUAUGGGAGAGCUGCUUGGAAUUGAACCGAGUAGCCCAAAGCCAGAAUACAUCCCGAGGGAAUACUACUUGCCAAAUUAAGCCUGUAAAACGUAAACAUUCACAUGAAAACCUAAAACAGAAGAAUUUGAUCAAAAAUCAAUUUUUUAUACGUAAAUCGUUUUACAAUUUCAGCAGUCUGGUAUUUUUAGAAAUGAAAUUACCAUAACUUGUGAUAUGCGUAAGAAAACAUGGUAAACGGUUGGUUACAUAUUAAAAAGUUCAAUUUGGUCUAUUUCAAAUGGAUAUAUUUCCUGGAAAAUAUUGAAUUAACAAAAUUGCAUAUGUAUGUACAUGCGGUUGAAUGAUAACUUUGGUUACUGGUAAGAAAACAAUAUGAUGACAACCUUAACAAAUCUGGCAUUGACCUCCGCUCAUUCGAAUCCUCUCUUUAAUAUUUUAAUAGAUACUCGAUUUUUUUAACUCACGAUACAUGUUUCAAAAUACAUACAGAAAUCAAAGUAUAUUAUUAGAUGGCAGAUUUUUUAUGCAUUUAUGGGAAAUUUGCACCGAAGUGCACAAAAUGCAUAUAAUACGCGAAGAUAUGUAUAUAAAAUACCCACAGUAUAGUAUUCGCUAUAAUAUUUAGUAUAUAAAACAAUUUUCUACCUAGGUUACAUUUUUUUAAUUAUUUCCACAA
This is a messenger RNA of Bombus terrestris (buff-tailed bumblebee), 1302 nucleotides long. RefSeq names its product protein Fer3. The transcript is spliced from 4 exons. Gene Ontology annotation, molecular function: DNA-binding transcription factor activity, RNA polymerase II-specific; protein dimerization activity; RNA polymerase II transcription regulatory region sequence-specific DNA binding. Gene Ontology annotation, biological process: regulation of transcription by RNA polymerase II; developmental process. The record is from RefSeq and is a predicted model, not a curated record. Bases 189 to 704 code for a protein of 171 amino acids. Lineage: Eukaryota; Metazoa; Arthropoda; Insecta; Hymenoptera; Apidae.